AUGGAGUAUGAAGCACACCGGCGACAUCACACUACACUACAAUGGACGACACCACACUACAACGGGCGACACCAUACUACAAUAGGCUACACCACACUACAGCGGGCGACACCAUACUACAAUAAACGACACCAUACUACAAUGGACGACACCACACUACACUACAAUGGACGACACCACACUACAGCGGGCGACACCAUAAUACAAUGGGCGACACCACACUACACUGGGCGACGCCACACUGCGUACUUCCGUCCACUUUUUUGCCUGAUCAUCCGUGCGUUGACUUACAUGCGUUCGUGCAGUUGA
Helobdella robusta is the source of this 309-nucleotide messenger RNA. RefSeq lists its product as hypothetical. The coding region runs from base 1 to 309 and encodes 102 amino acids. NCBI's taxonomy places the organism in Eukaryota, Metazoa, Annelida, Clitellata, Rhynchobdellida, Glossiphoniidae. The transcript has 2 exons. The record is from RefSeq and is a predicted model, not a curated record.